AUGACUUCGAUUACACAGGAAUAUUCUUUAAAUACAUUCUAAUCAUCUAAUUUCCAUAAGGUGAUAAUCACUGUAUUUUAUAAUAAUGAUGACUAUAAAGCAAGAUUAGACAAAUUAUUACAAUAAAUACCUCUUGAUGUUGAAAAGUAUGCUUUAUCCUAUUGUAAUGACGAAUAAAUAGCAAGAAGCCAUAAUAUUCAUUAAUUGCCUUCUGUUUUGAUUUCAUCAUAUCCAUAAUUAAUAAAUAGCUAAAUAUUGAGUCUGGAACCUGCCUAAAUUGUAGUUUAAUUAGAGAGCAUAUUUGAACAAUUUGAAGUUGAGUUUAGAAAUCAAUAAAAGCACUAUUUCUAAAAGAUUGAAUAAAUGAUUAAAGAAAAUCCUAUUAUGUUAUUUAUUGUAGGCACACCAGAAAAACCAAUGUGUAGAUUUACCUCAAAGUUAAUUUAAAAAUUGCAACCUUUUGGUAUUCAAUUUGGAUUUUAUGAUAUCGAAAUUGACAAACUUAUGGUUGGUUAUUUGAAGCUUUACUCAAAAUGGUAAACUUUUCCCUAAGUGUUUGUGAGUGGAAAAUUAAUUGGAGGAGCUGAUGCAACUGUAGAAUUAAUUGAGCAAAAAAGAUUCGCAGAACUAAUACCUAAGGAAGCCUAUAUGACGAAGAAUUCAAAGUUAGAACAGAUAUAAUUAAUUUCAAAAUAUAUUAUACUAAUAGAUGGACAACCGGAUUUAAAUUGUGAAAUAGCAAGAAUUCUGUCAGAAAAGAAAAUUCCAUUUCAGUUUUACAACAUUGGAAUGGAUUAAGAGGUGAGAUCAGAAGUCUUAAAUUUCAUGUCUAGUUAUAUUGAAACAUCUCAUGAUUUGGAGCCUCUACUAUUAUAUAAAAAUACAAUUUAUAAUGAAAUAACUUUAAAAAAAGAAUUGAGUAUUUUAUAAUGA
Paramecium tetraurelia is the source of this 933-nucleotide messenger RNA. RefSeq lists its product as uncharacterized. NCBI's taxonomy places the organism in Eukaryota, Ciliophora, Oligohymenophorea, Peniculida, Parameciidae. The transcript is spliced from 5 exons. The record is from RefSeq and is a predicted model, not a curated record.